AUGCAAGGGGAGUCUGCCGGGUUGUACAUUCGCAACGCAGAAGAGAUGAAACAGCCCCGUAUGCGAUGCGGCGGGCCGCAGCACGCACUGCUGGGGAAGACGCGCCGGCCGCGCACCGCCUUCACGUCGCAGCAGCUGCUGGAGCUGGAGAAGCAGUUCCGCCAGAACAAGUACCUGUCCAGGCCCAAGCGCUUCGAGGUCGCGACCAACCUCAUGCUCACCGAGACGCAGGUGAAGAUCUGGUUCCAAAACCGGCGCAUGAAGUGGAAGCGCAGCAAGAAGGCGCAGCAGGAGGCGAAGCUGAAGGAAGAGUGCGACCACGACCCUGGAUAUGUCUACGUUGACAAGACAGCAUUUUGUUUUUAUUUGACACUUGUGCCUAACUACAUAUUAGACCAAUAUGUGAUAACUGUUGUUCAAUACAGCCCACGUGAAGGUUGA
This is a messenger RNA of Schistocerca serialis cubense, 441 nucleotides long. RefSeq names its product motor neuron and pancreas homeobox protein 1-like. Bases 1 to 441 code for a protein of 146 amino acids. Gene Ontology annotation, molecular function: sequence-specific double-stranded DNA binding; DNA-binding transcription factor activity, RNA polymerase II-specific. The transcript is spliced from 4 exons. Gene Ontology annotation, biological process: central nervous system development; regulation of DNA-templated transcription; spinal cord motor neuron cell fate specification. Lineage: Eukaryota; Metazoa; Arthropoda; Insecta; Orthoptera; Acrididae. Gene Ontology annotation, cellular component: nucleus. The record is from RefSeq and is a predicted model, not a curated record.